Messenger RNA from Sitophilus oryzae (rice weevil), 2435 nucleotides. RefSeq names its product protein bride of sevenless (gene boss). Gene Ontology annotation, cellular component: membrane. Gene Ontology annotation, molecular function: sevenless binding; adenylate cyclase inhibiting G protein-coupled glutamate receptor activity. The record is from RefSeq and is a predicted model, not a curated record. The transcript has 4 exons. Gene Ontology annotation, biological process: visual perception; G protein-coupled receptor signaling pathway. Lineage: Eukaryota; Metazoa; Arthropoda; Insecta; Coleoptera; Curculionidae. Bases 113 to 2299 code for a protein of 728 amino acids.
AAACUAUACGUACGUUUUGGUUUAGUAUAAUGUUCACCGAUGCUUAAAACGGAUAUAAAAGAAUGAAAAUACCACACAUCAUUUUCAGCACAAUUUCAUAAAAAAAAUUAAAAUGUACCUUUACAGUAGUUUAGUGAUAGUUCUCAGUGUUUUCAGUGCGAUCACCCUUCAAAAUUCACCUAGAAAACUGCAUAGUGUUGAAGGAGACGUUAAUAUAGCUUUCCUAUAUCAAAAUUGUGAAAAUGGUUCACUGGAUGCUAAUAGAAACUCACUAAUUCAUUCAGCAUUAUGGACUGUUCAAAGAAUCAACUAUUUGGAACUCUUGUCACCUCUCAAACUUGGUCUGAGCAUAUAUCAAACAUGUUCUGAACUAGAUUUUCUUGAAACUCUCUUUGAAAUAUACAAAACCGAUGAAAAUUAUACUCUAGGGAUAAUUACAACAAGAAAAAUAAAUAAACAAAUAGGAAAGUUUGCUAGAAGUUUAGAUCUAAGGAUUAAAAGUGUGAAAAAAGAGUAUGAGUCUGUCAUAAAGGCUUCGAUGAUGUUUUUGAAGAAGUUAGGAAGAGAUCAUGAAGUGACAGUGAUGACAACUGAAGAAAAAAGUCUGGAAGCUUUUUACGGACAAUCUAGGAGGCUGAGGGUUUGUUUGAAGGAGUUUAUAGUGCUUCAAAACACAAGUUUUAUAGACUAUAACAUCUCCGAAACCAGUACACUGGUCCUUUUUGGUACUGCCUUCGAACUUGACCAGAUAUUAUCUAACGUCCGGACAGAAAAACUGACCAAUGAGAACACAACCAUUGUUUUAGUUCCGCUAGACGCAAUUUCACCAAACACAUUAUUUGACGGAUCUUACGUCAUUUUACCACCAAGAUACCACGUAAUUGACGAGGAUUUUAAAGAUUUAACUAUUUUUCCGACACCUGUUCUUUUUGAUAUUGCAUCUCCUCUUUUGGAGUACGCUUUGGAGACCCGAAAUUUUAUAAAAUCAAACUGCAACGACACAAUAUAUAAAAUAAACUGUCUGAGAACGGAAACAGAAAUUAAAAAACCAUUUUUCGUUUCAGAUUUAAAGGAAAUGUCAAGAAUUCUGAAUAUAGAGCCUCUAAAAGAGUUAUUUUUCUAUGAAAUCCUUUAUAACAAUUCUAAUAAAGUGUCUUCCUAUAAUAUAUUUUUCGAAAACAUGACAUGGUAUGAAGAAAAUGAACUUAACAAAACUGAAGAUGAAUUUUCUGGUUCAAUUUGCCCUAACCAUCUUGUUAUUAGAAAACAAAACCAAGAAAUAGACUUCAAAAUAUCUUCUUUCGGAUUUAGAUCAGAAUCCUGGAUCUAUGCUUUCCUUUCUUUGUCACUUUUAGGCAUAAUUCUAUGUAUUGCCAUACUAAUAUUUCUUCUUUCUUCUGUCAUUCAAAGAACAAUCUUCGAAGGCAACCCUGUCCUGACAUUCCUUCUUCUAUUUAGUGUAGUUUUUCUCUUUUGUUCUGUACUCCCUUUCAGUAUAGAACCAACAAAAUCAAACACAGAACUCUUAUGCACUAUCAAAACCCUGUCAGUUACCCUAAGCUACACAGCUGCAUUUUCCUUGAUGCUUGGAAGAGCCAUAAUGCUGACAAACGUCAACAAAGAGAUGGGAUUCAUGGCACAUAUUUCAGGACCAGUUCAAGCAUUCUUAACCCUGUUUAUUUUUGGAGCUCAAGCAGCUUUAAGUCUCCAAGUUAUAGGGAGAUGUUCUGUGAUUCUGAGUUCUGUAUACUUUGUGUAUUUGAUGUCCUACAAUAUUGUGAUUUUGAUGUUUCUUUUGUGUCUCAGUCCUUUGAUGUACAAGAGUCAGAGGAACUACAGAGAAGGAAAAUACUUUACGGUAGCUAUUAUUUUGGUUUCGACAACUUGGUGUGUCUGGUUGCCAAGUUUUGUAAUACUUGAUAGUUGUUGGAGGGAGUUUGUGAUAUGUUUCGGGUUAAUUUCAACUGGAGGGAUAAUUUUAGGUGCUGUUUUUGUUCCUAGGACUUAUUUGAUGACCAUAGCUGCGGAAAGAGAUAAAAUUACAAGUGCCUUGCCAUCCCUAGCUACGGGAACGAGUGCUGUGGAUAUAUACAGGGCUCAUUCUCAGCCAAUCUAUGACUGCGUGAAUGUGACAGCUAUCAACGCAGCCGCCAUAGCCAGGGCCGGCAUAGUACCAAACGCCCCCGUGAUGGGUUUGCAGCAGCCGGACCUGUAUUCCUGUCCCGCCCUACCUGAAGACCUCGAUUUCAAUUUGCGAUGCGACUCCCCAACUAGCACGGAUAAAGUCACUAGAUUUUAGAGUUCUGUGAAUUUAUAUAAAGUCUAUUUUAAGAAAUGAAUACUAUGUAUGUACAUAUUUAUAAAAAUGAUAAAUGAUUCGAUGUGCGAAUAUUUUUAAGACUAAUAAAAAAUAUAUGAUAAUACAUUAAAAGAUA